AUGUUGGCCCGUCUCGCGAACGCGUUCCGGCGGACAGACUCGAACCUUUACGAGCUCCUGCCGACCACGGAGCGUGCCGGCGCCUCUGGCCACGUCAAGGCCCGCGUACAGUACUACCUGCGCUGGCGGGUGUGGCGGCGGUGCGUCAUCGCGACGCUCUUCGUCGUCGUUCUCGUGGCCGCCAUCGCGCUCGCAGCUCUGUUCGUGUUCGUCCCGAAGCGCUCGUGGAUCUGGCGGACGAGGGUGCUGGCGGUGCUCUUCGGGCCGAAGCCGCUGCCGCCGCUGUACCCCGAGUUCAGGAAGGCGGAGCUCGCGUUGCCCCAGCACCAUGUCAAGGAUCCGUUUGCCGACGGGCAGAAGUACCUCUGGGUUGCUAGCCAUACUUCUUGGUCGGGAUGGGGCAACUUUAUGCAGGACAUGGUUAUGACGGCACACCUGACCCACCGGUCUGGACGAACAUAUGUCUUUGACGAUUAUACCUGGGAUAAACACGGUCCUCCCUACUCUAUGUUUGACGACAAACGAUGGAUACCCUCGCGUAUACCACUAUCUGCUGUGAUAUCCGGUCCUAUCGUAGGGGGACCCUUUGCUGACGACGAUACUACCCCGCGAGCCAUUGCUAAAGCUCACUGGGAGAAGAUCUGCCCUAAUCCCAUCAAAAUCAACGGCGAGGAGGUCCGUGCAAUACAUGGUUCAGGAGCAGACGCCACCAGGAUUGAGGAGGCAUGGCUCGAGUACCUCAGCAAGAUUGAUGAUCCAUGUGUCGAAGUCCCCGAGAGCUCGGGGAGCAUCUUUCACAUCUUGUAA
This is a messenger RNA of Phanerochaete carnosa HHB-10118-sp, 807 nucleotides long. RefSeq lists its product as uncharacterized. The transcript has 4 exons. NCBI's taxonomy places the organism in Eukaryota, Fungi, Basidiomycota, Agaricomycetes, Polyporales, Phanerochaetaceae. The coding region runs from base 1 to 807 and encodes 268 amino acids. The record is from RefSeq and is a predicted model, not a curated record.